GAUAUGUUGGGGUCCUCUCAGUUUAGUAGUGUAAAUCGCUGCCUGCGUGAAAAUACUUUUGCAACGUAUAGACGCAGUUACAGUACUGUCCUCCUUAAUAAGGAUGCAAAUAAGGGUAAAUAACUACAAAUUUUCAUAAUGAGCGACCCCCGAAACGACUUCCUGUUGCACAGAGCCGCUUGGGACAACGACUUCCGGCGUUUGGAUUCACUCCUGGAGACAGGAAAGGAGGAAGUGGACAGGAAGGACCCUCGAGGCCGGACGCCUCUCCACUUGGCUGUCUCUUUGGGGCACAUUGAGUCGGCCAGAGUCCUCCUGCGCCACAAGGCAGACGUCGCCAAGGAGAACGCCCAGGGAUGGACAGUCCUGCAUGAGGCGGUGAGUACCGGAGACCCCGAAAUGGUCCAUUUGGUCCUCCAGCACCGGGAUUUCCAGCAGACCGCCAAUACUUUAGGAGGGGUCCCCGAGCUGCUCCAGAAGAUCAAUCAGACACCGGACUUCUAUGUAGAGAUGAAGUGGGAGUUCACCAGCUGGGUACCGCUGGUGUCACGCGUAUGCCCGGCAGAUGUGUGCCGCAUCUGGAAGAGUGGGGCUCGCCUGCGCGUCGAUAUCACACUCCUCGGGUUCCAAAACAUGAGCUGGGAGCGUGGGAAGAGGAGCCUCGUCUUCCGCGGAGAAGAGUCAGGCCGAUGGGCAGAGCUGAUGGAGGUCAACCACGAGGAGAAGGUCGUGUGGAUGGAGCGCUUUGAGCUGUCUGGGCAGAUGGGCCGCCUGACACUGGACGACAUGACGCCCCGCAGGCAGGAAGUGGAGCGCCGCCUGACCUCCCCCCUCCUCAGAACUGUCCUCGACACACGCAACAUCGCCUUCGAGAGAAACACAUCCGGUUUUUGGGUCUGGAAGACGGAGCGGAGCGAAGUGGUCAGCGACUAUGAAGCCAAGGUCUAUACAGCGAACAACCUGAACGUGGUGACGUGCAUUCGAACAGAACAUCUCACCCAGGAAGAAAAGAGGCGGUAUAAAGCCGAACGGAGCACCUUUGAGUCUCUCCUGGGGACCAUAGAGCACAAAGACGAGGCACAGCAGGACCGAAGCACAGAGUCCGCCUCAACCAACAACCCAACGGCCAUCGCCCCGGAAGAGUACUUUGACCCCAGAUUUGACCUCAACAACCGGGACAUUGGGAGGCCCAAGGAAGUGACUGUCCGCACACAGAAGUUGAAAGCAACCCUGUGGAUGAGCGAGGCGUUCCCGCUGUCGCUGGUGGAGCAGGUGGGCCCCAUUGUGGAACUGAUGGCGCGCAGCAGCCCCCACUUUGCCCGGCUCCGAGACUUCAUCGCCCUCGACUUCCCCCCCGGCUUCCCACUCAAGAUUGAGAUCCCUCUGUUCCAUGUUCUAAACGCCCGCAUCACCUUUGGAAAUGUCAACGCAUGUCGUGGGGAAGAAGUGGUGCAGAACGUUCCAGAAGAUGGCCAUCCUCCUCCUCGAGAAGCCCCUCCCUUCGUGGUAGACCCAUCUGUCUUCGAGGCCCCGCCCACAUACCACCGCCAAAACAAUGAGGACAAUAACGACAGCGGGAGGAGCGUAGGGCGGGCAACGCAGGACGAGGACAACAAGAUCAUGCAGUUCGCCAUCCGGCAGAGCUUGAUCGAAACCCGACGCGGAGAGGAGCCCUUUGGCCCAGAUUCAGAUGGCGCUGUUGCAUACUCCCAAGACCUCAGCCUUCAGUACCAAAGGGCCUUGGAGGAAAGCUUGCAUCCAGCCCCGGGGCUGAUCCCGAGGGACCCCUCGAGCUUUGAGCGGGACCUGCAGCUCGCCAUGGAGCUCUCCGUCCGUGAGGAACAAGAAGCGGAGCGUCGGUGGCGUCAGGAGGAAGACGCCGCCCUCCAGGAGGCUCUGCGGCUCUCCCUCACAGAAAAGUAGCAAAUCCUGGAGGCAAAAUGGCGACCUUCGGGCACAAAAUGGCCUCCCUCGUUUUCACGGAGACCAGCCAAGGCUGGAGCAAUAUGCGGAGAGAGGAGACGAUCCGAAUCCUGUAAACAAAAUGGCCACCGUACUCUUCCCUCUCAAGAGAUACCUAUCAUCGGAAUGAGAAUUCAUUUCGUUCUUCCUCUCAAGGACAAAAUGGCUGCCAUUUCUGGACAAAUAUCUGAAUGAAAAGCUCAUUUCAUUCUUCCUUUCAGGGACAAAAUGGCUGCCAUGGAGACAAAAUGGCCAUCAUUAUCUCACCUCUUAAGAAGACAAAAUGGCCACCCAUUUGGGGCCUAUCAUCCCAAUGAGGAUGCAUUUCAUUCUUCUCUCAAGGACAAAAUGGUCACUGUGGAGGAAAAAAUGGCCACCAUUCUCUCUCCUCUUAAGAGGUUGAACUAACUGCUUAUUUUUGGCCUAUCUCAUUUUUAAUCUUUAGGACAAAAUGGCUGCCUGUUUUCGGACAAAUAUCCCAAUGAGAAUUCAUUUAGUCUUCCUCUUGAAGUCAAAAAGACCAGCAUUCUCUCCCCUCUCUUAAGAGGGCAAAAUGGCCGCCAUUUUGGUACAAAUAUCUGUAUAUUUGUAUAUUCAUUUAGGACAAAAUGGCUGCUUGUUUUCGGACAAAUAUCCCAAUGAGAAUUCAUUUAGUCUUCCUCUUGAAGUCAAAAUGGCCACCAUUCUCUCCCCUCUCUUAAGAGGACAAAAUGGCUGCCCAUUUUGGGGCAAAUAUACAAAUGAAAAGCUCAUUUUGUUCUUCCUAUUGAAGACAAGAUGGCCGCCAUCUCAAGAUGGCUGCCCAUUUGGUAGAAAUAUCCAUUUGUGUCAUGCAUGGCUGCCGUUUUUCUCUUUAAAAAACCCAAAAUGGCUGACUUGCAUUCUCACUGCAGACCAACAUGGCGUCCAUUUUGGGGACAAAUAUAUCCAAAUGUAAAUUCCAUCAUUAGGAAGACCAAAUGGCUGCCAUGUUUUCUCCCUUCUUUAAGAGGAGACAAAAUGGCCACCGUUUUGGGAGACAAAUAGGAUCUGAAUGGGAAAAAUAGUAUUUAGUUGUUUCUUUCUAACCGAAAAUGGUGGAAAUGCCAUAAAUUACCUUUAUUUUGCCUUAAAUAUAUAUGUAUGUAUAUAUAUUGCCUUUCAGCAAAGAGUAAACCAAAGA
Molecule: messenger RNA, 3124 nt
Organism: Anolis sagrei ordinatus
Lineage: Eukaryota; Metazoa; Chordata; Lepidosauria; Squamata; Anolidae
Gene: ANKRD13A
Product: ankyrin repeat domain 13A
Cellular component (GO): cytoplasm
Molecular function (GO): protein binding
Source: RefSeq, a predicted model, not a curated record